CAUAUAAUACACUUUCCAGCAUGUCUGAACAAUUUCACCAACGAACACAAUUUCAAGGGUAUUGUGGACCUCUACUGAAAGCUGCCAAAAAUAAUGGGCAUAUCAUCGAUCGGUACAGAACGUAAAGAAAAGACGGUAGUAAACGGUUAGCAAGAAUGUUUGUACAGCCCGUAACGCAGAAUCCAUACCCGACAACACACGAAAUAAAUCAGUAACCAAAACAUUGCCGCCCUUAUCAAUGAGAUAAGGGAUAAGAGCACACACUCACACCGAGCAAACACAUCGAAAAGGCUUGGCAGUGCUCUGAUUGGAUGCAUCGGCCCAAUCCAUCUACGGCGGGUACGAAACCAACCAGGCCAAAUCAACCGGCAACUUGCGUGGUUUGCUAUUACGCUUGCGACGGUUGAACCACACGCUUCGUGAUACGCGAGCGCACCAGAGCAAGUGUUUUGCGCAAUAUCUCAUUCUAGAAUUCGGAACAUAAAAGAAUCACCGUCCAGCACCAUGAGUUUGUCCCGGUUCCGUUUGAUUACAUUCGAUGUGCACAGUACGUUGCUACAGUUUCGUUCGAGUCCCGGUAAGAAGUAUGGUGAAAUUGGUGCAAUGUUCGGCAUCAGCAACAACAACAACCAACUGGUGGCAAACUACGUCCAAAGCUGGCACAAAAUGAAUCGGCUUCAUCCGAACUUUGGACUGAAGACUAAAAUUUCCUACAAACAAUGGUGGCAGAUGAUGAUAGACGGCAUUUUCAAUGAAAAUGGAACUCACAACAUACCGCAAGAGAAAAUCGAACAGAUGACGGAACAUUUUAUGGAGUACUUCAAAACGAGCGUCUUUUGGCAGCAUUGCUACGGAUCGGUAGAUUUCCUCAACUAUCUGAAGCUGCAACAGCACGUAGAAUCCAAUGGUCAGAAACAACCGCCAUUCAAGCUGGGAGUAAUCUCUAACUUCGAUCCACGGUUGGACGUGCUGUUGAGAAAUAUGAAAAUUAAUCACUAUUUUGACUUUGUGCUAAACUCGUACGACGUCGGUUACAUGAAACCGGCACAGGAAAUCUUUGACCGUGCCAUUCAGUCGUCCGAGAUAAAGGAUCUCAAACCGCACCAGUGUUUGCACAUUGGCGCUACUCCGGCAACUGAUUACUUCGGGGCGCGGAAUGCCGGAUGGUACAGUUUGCUGGUGCACGAAAAGUCGGCGGAAGAGUUGACGCGAAAGUAUGGCCAGCUGGUGGAGGACAAUCAUGUGUUUUCUAGUCUGUUUGAUAUUCACAAAAAGAUAUCUAACGAUUACAUGAGAUGGUGAAUGAUAUUAGGCAGGGCGUGUGCAAACGGUACGAUAUACGAAUAAAGUAAUAUAAUCCAAAAA
This is a messenger RNA of Anopheles funestus (African malaria mosquito), 1365 nucleotides long. Its product is annotated as rhythmically expressed gene 2 protein-like. The transcript has 3 exons. NCBI's taxonomy places the organism in Eukaryota, Metazoa, Arthropoda, Insecta, Diptera, Culicidae. The record is from RefSeq and is a predicted model, not a curated record. The coding region runs from base 505 to 1302 and encodes 265 amino acids.